GCAAUGGUCUCUCGUUUGCAUGAAUAUAACCUCUAAAGAUGCCGAUCACGGCUCUUCCACCGACCACUGUCCGGGCGAUUGGCUCAACAUCUGUGAUAUCGGACCCAUGCUCUGUUGUGAAAGAGCUGCUAGACAAUGCAUUAGAUGCUUCUGCGACUUCUAUAGGCAUUGAGAUAUCUGCGAAUGCAAUUGAUGUGAUACAAGUAAAAGAUAACGGACAUGGAAUCCCUUCGGAUGACCAUGCUUGCGUUUGCAGGCGCACGUUUACUAGCAAGAUUCAGACCGUUGAAGAUCUUCGGACCCUUGGAGGGAAGUCUUUAGGAUUUAGAGGGGAAGCUCUUGCCAGCGCUGCUGAAGUGUCCGGUGGCGUGACUAUCACCACUCGAGUUGAGGCAGAGAUGGUCGGCACAUCCAUCAAAUAUGGAAGAAAUGGAGAGCUUAUCAGGUACCUAUGCUCUUCGGAUAAUUAUGGUCCUGAGGCUAAUCUCUCAUAUAUGAAGCUCUCAGCGCGCUUCGCACCCUGUGGGCACGACAGUCCGUAUAACUGAUCUUUUCAAGCACAUACCUGUUCGGAGACAAUCCACUUUGAAAAGCGCCAUGAAAACUCU
Messenger RNA from Aspergillus pseudonomiae, 608 nucleotides. RefSeq names its product putative DNA mismatch repair protein. Lineage: Eukaryota; Fungi; Ascomycota; Eurotiomycetes; Eurotiales; Aspergillaceae. Gene Ontology annotation, biological process: mismatch repair. Gene Ontology annotation, cellular component: MutLalpha complex. The coding region runs from base 39 to 548 and encodes 169 amino acids. The transcript has a single exon. Gene Ontology annotation, molecular function: ATP hydrolysis activity; ATP-dependent DNA damage sensor activity. The record is from RefSeq and is a predicted model, not a curated record.